CACAUGGCAAAGGAGCCAGUGGAGGACACAGACCCCAGCACUUUAUCCUUUGCCAUGUCAGACAAGUAUCCCAUUCAAGACACUGGCCUCCCUAAAGCUAAGGAGUGUGAUGCAGUCACUUCCAACUGCCCAUCAAAUUCUGAUGAUCAGCACCAGGGAGAAGAAAAUGACUUUCCAGACAGCACUGGGGAUCCCCUUUCAGGUGUCAGCAGAAACCAGCCAUGCAAGGAAGGCUGCCCUUGCUCUUCCUGCUCUCCUCGGGCUCCCACCAUUAGCGACUUGCUCAACGAUCAAGACUUGCUAGAUGUGAUCAGGAUAAAGCUGGAUCCAUGUCACCCGACUGUGAAGAACUGGAGGAAUUUUGCCAGCAAAUGGGGCAUGCCCUAUGAUGAGCUCUGCUUCCUGGAACAGAGGCCCCAGAGCCCCACGCUGGAGUUCUUAUUCCGAAACAGCCAGAGGACUGUAGGCCAACUGAUGGAGCUCUGCCGACUUUAUCACAGGGCUGAUGUGGAGAAGAUCCUGCGCAGGUGGGUUGAUGAGGAGUGGCCCCACAGGGGACCCUUGGAUGGUUCCAUGCACUUUUAGAAUCCCCUCCCCUGGCAUUGGCCGUACUGCAUGCUAGAACAGCAUGGAUCACAGGGACCUAUGUGUCCCUGCUGUUAAGGUCUUCGGAUGAGAAUAUAACACAGGCAGUGGUUAUCCCUGAAGCUGGUGGCUUGGGGAAGGACAGGUUGUUUCAAAAGAAGGUGUUUGUUUCCUUUUGCACAUUUGCUUUAAUUUAAUAUUUGAACCUGGAACUGGGGAAGAAUAUUUUAUAGGUCACAUAGGGCCACAGCCUAUGGCUGGGACAGAGCCAUGCCAACAUGGAACGAAAACUCUUCUUAAAAACUGCCAAAGAUUGCAGCUUUCCCAAACUGUCAGUGUCUCUGGACAUGUGCACGUCAUCCCAUACAGGACCUUUGCAUUCCCUGCCUAGCGGAGGACAGCAUGUAGAAGUCACCCUGGCCUGUUCACUGUUCACAACAGUGUGUUUCUGUUGCAAAAGGCUUUGGAGAUCAAGAAGAUACUAUGCAAUGUGGCCCAGAUAUAUGGGCUCCUUUGUUUUAUUAUUAUCAAAUACUUUUGUAAUCUAUAGGCUAUCAACACUGUCAUUGAAUUUAGCAUUUUACAAAGGAAUACAAAAUGUAUGGUUUAUGGGAGAAGAGAGUGGGUUAGUGUCUUAGGAAUGGCAUUGACAAAGAAUAGUGCUCAAUAUGGCCUUUUGGGCCCUAGGGAGCUAUCUCAGUGGUUACAGUGCUCACCAAAUAAAGCACGAGAACCAGAGUCCAGGUCCCUGGAACCCACAUAAGUGAGGGAGUGAAUGAUAUGGCAACUCACCUGUCAUUCCGGAAGAGAUAGCAAUCCCGAGAACAAGAUGGCUAGCUAGACUAGGCACAUGGAUCAACACUGGGUUCAACCGAGAGACUCUUUCUCAGUGAACAAUGUGCAGAGUUGUUGAGGAAAACUUUCAACAUCAACUUUGGGAGUCUAUAUGCACACACAUGUACAUGCACAUCUGUAUAC
This is a messenger RNA of Rattus rattus (black rat), 1563 nucleotides long. It is a transcript of the gene Edaradd, whose product is annotated as EDAR associated death domain. Gene Ontology annotation, molecular function: protein binding. The coding region runs from base 4 to 585 and encodes 193 amino acids. Lineage: Eukaryota; Metazoa; Chordata; Mammalia; Rodentia; Muridae. The record is from RefSeq and is a predicted model, not a curated record. Gene Ontology annotation, biological process: signal transduction. The transcript is spliced from 5 exons.